AUGUGUGGGUAUGCCAUGGCACCAGGAGUGACGGAUGUAUCGACAUUAUUAUACACCACAGUGGGAACAGGCUUAUGCAUCUCUUCAGCGAAUGCUAUCAAUCAAUGGAUCGAGGUACCUUACGAUGCUCAAAUGUUACGAACACGCAAUCGGGUGCUUGGUCGUCGUCAACUUUCUCCCUUUCAUUCAUUUAGUUUUGGUAUUCUGACCGGUGUGACAGGUGUGGGCAUGCUGGCAACCAUGGUGAAUCCUUUGACAGCACUUUUAGGGGCAAGCAAUAUUUUAUUGUAUACCUGUAUUUACACGCCUAUGAAACGUGCUUCCAUUGCCAAUACCUGGGCGGGUGCAGUCGUAGGUGCCAUUCCUCCCAUGAUGGGCUGGACGGCGGUGACCAACAAUUUGAUGGAUCCUGGAUGCUGGCUGAUGGGCGCUAUCUUGUAUGCUUGGCAAUUCCCUCACUUUAAUGCCUUGGCUUGGAAUUUACGUGCUGAUUAUUCAAAGGCUGGUUAUCGUAUGAUGUCUGUGACUGAUCCUAAACUCAAUGCUCGUGUCUCUCUACGUUAUAGUUUGGCCAUGAUGCCUUUGUGUUUGGCUGCUCCCUAUUUGGAUAUGACUUCAUGGUGGUUUGCUCUGGAUUCCUCAUUGGUCAAUGCUGGUUUGAUUUAUGGUGCUGUACGGUUUUGGAGAAGCAGUAAUGAAAAAACGGGUCGACAAUUAUUCUUUGGUAGCGUGAUUCAUCUUCCUAUUUUGUUGGCUUUGAUGAUGCUCCAUAAAACACACAACAAUGGCAAGAGUGAAGAUAUCAACAAUGAUUAUAUCCAUGACGAUGAACUUGAUGAUAAUAUUAGUAGUAGUAGCAAGGACUCUCUAGUAUCGGCAUGA
Messenger RNA from Halteromyces radiatus, 882 nucleotides. Its product is annotated as protoheme IX farnesyltransferase. Gene Ontology annotation, biological process: heme biosynthetic process. The coding region runs from base 1 to 882 and encodes 293 amino acids. The record is from RefSeq and is a predicted model, not a curated record. NCBI's taxonomy places the organism in Eukaryota, Fungi, Mucoromycota, Mucoromycetes, Mucorales, Cunninghamellaceae. Gene Ontology annotation, cellular component: membrane; mitochondrion. The transcript is spliced from 2 exons. Gene Ontology annotation, molecular function: protoheme IX farnesyltransferase activity.